Paramecium tetraurelia is the source of this 2211-nucleotide messenger RNA. RefSeq lists its product as uncharacterized. The transcript has 8 exons. NCBI's taxonomy places the organism in Eukaryota, Ciliophora, Oligohymenophorea, Peniculida, Parameciidae. Gene Ontology annotation, molecular function: protein binding. The record is from RefSeq and is a predicted model, not a curated record.
AUGCAAUAGGAUUAGACCCUUCUUAUUAAAGUGCAUAUUAUAAUAGAGGCAUUAUUUAUAUUUAUUCUAGGAAUUUUACUAGAUGAACUUGGAAAGAUUGAGGAUGCCUUAAAGAGUUUUAAUAAGACAAUUGAGUUAAAUGCUAAGGAUGCUAAGCUCUUUAAGUGCAGAGCUGAUUUAAUGGAGAAAAUGGGACAAACUGAGAAAGCCUUCAAUGAUUAUCAACAAGCUAUUGAUCUUGACCCUCAAUUCAUUAAUGCUUAUUUUAAUAGAGCAUUGCUAUAUCAAAAAUAAAAAAAAUAUUAAGAAGCGUUGAAUGAUUUAGAUAAAAUAAUUGAACUGGAUCCUAAAAAUGCCUAGGCCUUUAAUAGCAGAGGUAACAUCUACCAUGAUUUGGAAAAGGAUAAAGAAGCAAUGAUUGAUUUCAAUACAUCUCUUUUAUUAGACCCUAAUAAUUCUAACACAUAUAAUAAUCGAGGUUAAUUUACAGUUAUAACCCUAGCUAAUCUUUUCAGCGAUUAAGGCUUAGAUUAAGAAGCCCUUAAUGAUUAUAAUAAGUCUAUUUUACUUGAUCCUUAAAGCUCCAAUAAAUAUUGUAACAGAGGGGUUUUAUUUAGAAAACAAGAGAGAAAUCAAGAGGCCCUUAAUGAUUUUAAUAAGGCUAUUGAACUUAACAAUUAAAAUGUAGAGGCUUAUAAUAGUCGAGGCAUUUUGUUUAAAGAGUUGAAUAAAAUGGAUGAAGCAUUUAAAGACUAUAAUAAGGCUACCGAUCUCAACCCAAAAUAUGUCAACUCUCUUUAUAAUAGAGGUAAUUUAUAUUAUAAUUUGGGGUAAAAAGAAAAGGCUCUAAAAGAUUAUAUGCUAGUAUUAGAACGAAAUUAAGCUCAUUCUGAUACUUAUAAUUCUAGAGGUAAUUUGUAUAUGAAUGAUGGUAAAAUAGAAUUAGCUAUCAAAGAUUAUAAUAAGGCCAUAGAAAUAAAUCCUUUGAAUCCAUUAUAUCUUACUAAUCUUGGUAGUUUAUACUAUCAUCAAAAGGAUUACAUUAAAGCUAAAAAUUUUUUUUCAUUAGCCUAAGGCUGCUUGGAAUAAAUUAUUGAUUCAAAAUUCAAAUGUAGAAAUCUUUCACCUGCAAAUAUUAGAUUUAUUUAAAGUAAAUUAAAGUUGAUUUCUGAAAUUGACAGUCAAUUUUAAAUAGCAAAAAACAAUGUUUCUCAAUUAGCAAAAAAUAACUCAAUUAACUAAUAAUAAGAAUAAGCAUUUUUAUUAGAAAUCAAUAAGAUUUAAGAAUAAGCGGCUAGUGGUAUGAAACCAACUAAUGAAUAAAUUAAUAAGGAUUAAUAAUAAUAAAUAUUGGAUUUCUUAUUUAAAAUAGAAUAAGAUGUAAAAGCAUUAUAUGAUAAGUUAGAAAAAGAGUCAAAGGUAUCAAAAGAAAAAAUUUUAGAAUUAGAAUCUAAGGUUUAGAAAUUAUAGGAAUAAGAUUCUUACUAAUUAGAAGAAGAAUUAAAUAUUUUAAAGAAACCAGAGAACUUUUAAUAAUUUUUAUAUUAUAAAUCCUUAUUUUGGCGCUUAUAUAAUUAUUUGCAUGCAAUGCAAUUAAUGUCAACUAAUCUAUUUACAAUAAACAGAGAUGCUAUGAUAGAAAGUAAUUCUGAAAAAGUGGCUGACUUUCUAAAAACUAUGUCAAGCACUGGUUCAUUUAUCAUGGGAUCUGUACCAAUUAUAGGAACAACAUUCAAUGCUAUAAAUGCAGCAUUAGAUUAUGUGGUUGAAAAAGCAAAAGAAAAUAAGUUUCAAAUUAGAAUGUAAGCACUAAACAAAAUUUAAUAAAAAUUUUUUGUUUCUCCUUCUGAAUAAGAGAGAGAAAUUCAAUUUGCAGCUAUAGCACUUGCUAAAAUGCAAAACCCCCAUAAUAAUGAUGAUUUUGAAUAAGGUGCAUUAAGUCCUUAUAUUGUUAAAUUAUCAAUUCUAGAGAGUAACUAUGAGACAAACUCUGAGUCCGAAUAUUGGAAAAGAGGAAUUUAGGAUUCUUUGAGAAUCUUAAGAUAUUUAGAAUCUAAUAGUGAUGCAAUUUUAACAUAACAAAAUACCAAAAAAUUUAGAAUUGUAAUUUAAGAUGCAAUUCAACCCCAGAAAAAAUAAGUAAUAGAUAUUAGGAAAAAUAAUAGUCAUAAUACUGAAAGAGUAGAUUCUAGUUGCUGUUAACUUAUUUGA